CUAAUGGCUUGAGCUAGGAAAAGAUGAAGGAUAAGGAAGAAGAAGCAGAGAGCACUUUAUAGAUGAGGCUUAAAGCGGCAACGUGACUGCAGCGACUCGCAUUAGUGAGUCACGGAAAAAAAUCCGGAAGAAUGAGAGAGGGCUUCGUGUCCUGGUGUCUAUCGGCCGUCAAAUAUGCCCUCCUGAGCCUCAAGGCCUCAAGGCGGAGGAAGGCUGAACUGAAAACUGAAAGGGCACGCCUAGGGCGCUCGCCGUGCGUCGAAAACGACAAGCUCGCUCGCGAAUUCCGCCGGACGGAGUCGCCAUCCUGUCGUUUCGAGGAUCGCCUCCUUGGCGACUCACAUCGGCGUAGGAGCCGCGGGUUCCCGUUUCCGGGCGGAUUUCGUGCGCGGGAAACGCGCGCCGACGGAGACGAUCGCACGUGGCGGUCCACCGCGCAGCGCCGCUCGACAUUCCGGCCGAUUAUUCGAUCGUCGUUAACUGCAUUCCGCGCUCGGAUUCUCCGCUGCGUCUGCUUGACUCUCCUCUUCCUCCUCCUCCUCCUCCUCCGGAGGACGGAGUCCCUCGAACUCUCCUCCUCUCCCUCUUCGUACGCACACGUGACCGGGGUGAAUUCGCGCGCGCUUUUGCCCGAUCUCACUCGAGGUCCUGCUUUUCCCGCCUACCGCAGGAUCCUGCGCUCGCCGGACAGGUACUGAACCCUAUUCUGCUCCCCCCUGCUCCAACUUGCGCCCCCCUCUCUACCCCCGUGCUACAUCGGCGGCUGUUCCACCUGAAGCUUCAUUCUUGCCCGGCACAUUCUACCCGGCUACUGGCCUCUCGUCGUCUUCCGCUCUGCCACCUUUAAAGCGACGCCGUCGCGUCUUCAGCGCGUCACUUCGCGCUCAGCCUUCGUCGCCCACCGGUCUCUCCCGUCGUUGUCGCUUCGGAGGGCUCGGUCCGUCGGUCUUGCUGCAUUUUCCCGUGGAUUGCCGCUAGAAAGCCGGCGCGCGGACGCUCGACGUUGAAUCAGCCGGGAGGCAGCGCGGUAAUAGUGAAUAAUUAGCGGCCAAUCUCGACGAUCGUUAGGCCCGGCCGAGGAGGCGAGCUGCUCUUCGCGAGGAGAAGAAGAGGAAGAGGCGAGACGUGUGUGUUGACGUUCGCUCGUGAAUCGCCCGCUCGUCAGCGCUAGUCGCGUCUCAUCCAUCAGGCAUCACUUGCGCCGGGAUCGUUGGGAAGGACGUUCAUCAGUUACCGAUCAAUUACCUCGAAUUACCGCGCGGCGUUCUGCAGCGACGAGUGUUGUCGCCACGGUGCAGCCACGUUUGCCGGCCAGUUUUGUGAUGUGCUGCUCGUGCUAGCCCUGAGGAAUAUCCUGCUGCCGGCCGCCGCAUAUUCGAUUGUUCCACGCACGCAACGAGAAUCGUCCCGAAAGGAUACGCCGAGAACGAACUGAGCGAGAACCGGAGGGAGUCGACACCAUGUCGCUGAUCGAUCACCACCACGCGGCUGAGUUGCUGAUGAACGCGACUCCGCAUUAUCACGAUGAAGAAGCGCUGUCGUCGGACGACGAUCCGUCACGUGUACUUGUCGCCAAAGGCGUCACCAUGGCGGUUCUCUGCACCGUCAGCACGUGCAUGGGCAUUCUGCCGAUGUUCUUGGCCAAAUGGUACAAGUGGGACACCACUGAGCACGUGAAUCCCAGAUCGAUGAAGACGGUGGGCCUGCUGCUCGGCUUCGGCGGAGGCGUUCUCCUCAGCACGACAUUUCUCCACUUAUUACCGGAAGUGACGGACGGCGUAGGCCAUCUCAUCGAGGAAGGCAAACUACCCAAGCUCAGCUUCUCAUGGGCAGAGAUGCUCGCGUGCACCGGGUUCUUCAUCAUGUACUUUGUGGAGGAGUGCGUGCACACGUAUCUGCGGUGGAGGCAGCGGCGGGGGGCGGGCAAGGCGAAAGACGUGAACCGCAGCACGAACGAGCUGAUGGAGAGCGGCCAGGUGCCGCCGUGCGCCAACGGCCACACACACAUGGGCCACAGCCACCUGCCGGUCAUCAUGGAGAGCAACGAGGACGACUUCGUCAUCAGCUCGCUGAGGGGGCUGCUAAUAGUCCUCGGCUUGUCCGUGCAUGAACUCUUCGAGGGCCUGGCGAUCGGCUUGGAAAGUUCCGGCAACUACGUCUGGUACAUGUUCGGGGCAGUGGCGGCCCAUAAAUUCGUUAUAGCCUUCUGCAUCGGAGUAGAGCUGAUCGCUUCGAAGACCAGGUGGUAUCUGUCCGUAAUUUACGUAUUCACGUUCGCGGUGGUGUCGCCCAUCGGAAUUGGCGUCGGCAUGCUACUGGUCGGCGGUGGAAGCGCGGCCGCGAGCGGCCCGAUGGCGGUGAUACUGCAGGGUCUGGCGUCGGGUACCCUCCUCUACGUGGUGUUCUUCGAGGUGCUGCAGGAACAUCGGAGCGGUCUGAAGCAGUACCUCUCGAUCCUCGUGGGUUUCAUCCUCAUGUUCGGCAUACAGAUGUUGACCGCCCACUCCCACUCACACUCGCACUCGCACGGUGGCCACAGCCACGGGGACCAGCACGAGCACGAGCACGAGCAUGAGCAUAAGCACGAGCUGAAGAGCCACCACGGCCACUCGCACGCGCACGACGAGACGACGACCGUCCUCACGGACGCGAUCGACAAGGUGACGGGGAAUCUGGUGGAAGCCUUGUCGAACGUCCUCACGUCGUCCACCACCAGCGCCACUUCCAGCGCAGCGACGCAGCAGCCGAAGGACCUCGUCAACAUCACCGACUCGUCCUCGCUUCCGCACAGUUAGGGACAGACCGUCGGGUUCCGCCGACGGGCUUCUGACGGUGCGGAGGAGCCUGCAAAAGGGCAAGUUCGCGGGAAGCUGAAGACGUGGCCAUUCAGCGAACUUGUGUCUCUUCUCGAUGGCGGCGACGCGGGCAUUAGGUGCCUCCGUCAGGACGGACAUGGACGGACUUUUAUGGACCACCCGCCCGCAACUGCGUGCGCGACACGCCGAUCGUGGGGCGGGAGUGCCCGGGGCAGGGGGAACGGAGA
Messenger RNA from Harpegnathos saltator (Jerdon's jumping ant), 3043 nucleotides. RefSeq names its product zinc transporter ZIP1. Gene Ontology annotation, biological process: zinc ion transmembrane transport. Gene Ontology annotation, cellular component: plasma membrane. Gene Ontology annotation, molecular function: zinc ion transmembrane transporter activity. Bases 1461 to 2795 code for a protein of 444 amino acids. The record is from RefSeq and is a predicted model, not a curated record. Lineage: Eukaryota; Metazoa; Arthropoda; Insecta; Hymenoptera; Formicidae. The transcript is spliced from 8 exons.